Paramecium sonneborni is the source of this 1031-nucleotide messenger RNA. The record is from the annotation of a GenBank genome assembly. Lineage: Eukaryota; Ciliophora; Oligohymenophorea; Peniculida; Parameciidae.
AAAAAAGAUAUUAAUUAAUAUUAAUGGCUACCCCAUAAUCUUUGUCACCAUCACCAUUAUAAUCUUUGGGCGAUUUCAGUGUUAAAAAGCUAGUAGAUGAUGAUUUCUCAACAGGAAAAGCUACUUUAAAAGUCAAAGCUUAAGCUAAUGGUGGAGGCAGUGCUAAUUACAAAGGCACCUUAGACAUUAAUUCAUCUUUGGCUCCAGGUUAAGAAACAAAGUUUUAAAUGCCAUACAAGAAUUAAUAUUUUUGGUUUGCCACUAGAAGAGAAGAAACCAAGUUUCAUAUUGAUUUUGGCAAAUUUAAUAUCAUAAAAUAAUAAAAUUUAUUUGCCAAUGUCUAAUUUUAUAAUAGUUCAAAAAAAUCAACUAUUAGAGUUGGAUCAGUUUAUGAAGGAUAAAAAUGCUUAAGUCAUGCAAGUAAUAUAAUUAUUUAUAAAUUAAAUUAGGAUUGGAAUGGUUAAAUUAAGACAAAAUUAAUUUCUUACUUAGAUCAUAAGUUAGAAAUAAUAAUUGGCUUUAUGUAAUAGCUAGUAAAGCAUGUCUAUCUAAAUAAUAAUUUGAUAAGUUAGAUUUCUUGAUAGGAUACUAGACAAAAAAUUAUGAUAUUUUCUUUAGACAUGUAACAAAUGAAAGUCAUCCUUCUUUUCCAAUUAUAAGCAAUUUUGGAAUUGGAAGAUUCUAUUUUGAUACUGUUUACAGAAAGAAUUCCAAUCAAUAUGGAUUUGAAUUAGAAGCUAAACCACUUAGUGUAGAAGCAGUUCGUUUAGCUGCAUCAACUAAAGUUUAAGGAGCUGAUGUUAAAGCAAGAGUAAAUGUAUUUAAUAAAACUCUUGGAAUUUCUGCUAAAGGAAAAUUCAAUAAUACGUAUAUAUACUCAUUUAUAUUUAAUUAGAUUCUCAUGGACAUUAGCAACUGAAGUACCAAUUGAUGGAUAAGCACCUAAAAAAUGUGGAUGUCUUCCAGUUCCUAUUGGAUUAACUUUAGAAACAACAAUAUGAGAUUAAUCAUAAAUAAAUAUUAUCCAAAUU